AUGAAUAAUUUAAUAAAAAAUCAUAAAAAAGUAUAUUCUGUUAAAAAAUCAUCAAGUAGAAAUAAUAACAACAAUAUUAUUGACAAUAAAUUAAUUCGAAAUCAAAGAACUGUUACUAUCCAAAGAAAUGUUGAUCAUCAACUUUCUGUAGCUGAUAUUAUAGAUUAUAAUCUUGACGUUAUUUUCGUUGGUCUUUUUAGUGGUAAGAAAAGUCAAUCAACUGGACAUCAUUACUCUUGUGAAACAAACGAGUUUUAUAAUUGUUUGAUGGAAAGUGGGUUUACUAAUGGUGAAAAAAUAAAUUGUGUUGAUGACCAACGUUUACCGAUUGAUUUUAAAUGUGGUUUGAUUAAUUUGGUUCAUCGACCAAAACAUCGAUCAAAGAAAAAGUUAUCUUUGACAGAUAUUAUACAAGCUAUUCCAAAUCUACUUGACAAAGUAGAAAGAUAUCAUCCAAAGUUUAUUUGUUUUAAUGGGAAAUCAGCCUACGAUGCUUUUGAAGUAUAUCGGUUACAAUCUGAUCAAUCAAGCCUUGUAAACAACAAUGACAAAAGCAAGAGAGUUAAUGAAAAAUGGGGCUUAAAGCCAUUAAUUAUUCCCUGGAAUGAUAAUUCUGGUCAUACAAAAAUAUUUGUUAUAAUGCCGACAAGCAAUAGAGCCUCCCAGUAUCAAAAAAAAGAUAAUAUUAUUUAUUUCAAACAAUUGAAGCAUCUUGUGAAUAAUCUUUCACACAAUUCAAACAAUAAUGAUAAUGUUAUUGACAAUUUGGAUUCAAGCGACAAUGAUAACAAAAAUCUUAAUGUUUCCAAGAAUAUAUUAUCAUCAACUAUCGUCCCUCAUGGUGAAGAAUCGUCACCAUUGUCGCGUGAUAAAAAUCAAAAAUCUGCUGACAAAUAUUUUUCUUCUACCGCUACACCUUCUUUUCCUACUUUUAUUUCUUAUUUUUCGAAUGACGAUGUAAAAAUCACAAAAACAUCAACACCAAUAACUACAACGGAAUCAUCAAAUCAUCAAGAAAAAGCCAAUCAUAAUAAUAAUAUUUUUGAAUAUAUUCAACAAUCGUUAAUAAAUUUUGAUAAUUAUCCGAUAGAAGAUAUUAAUAUUGAUAAAAAUGAAAUAUCUGCAAUUCGUAACUUCUCAGAAUCUUUAGCUAAACUUAGUAUCAGAGGUGAAAUUGGUAAAUUAUAUGAAUUAACGGUUCCACAAAAUAGGAACAAAAAAAAAUAUAAUAAACUGCAAGUGAAACAAAUUAAUAGCAUGAGAGCUUUACAUUUAAUUGAUUCUAUUUACGAAUCAGUAGAUAAAGAAGUUCCUUAUUUCUAUACAGAAAAACAAUUCUCUUUAUAUGUACCAAGUGAAAUUUGCAUUGAAGAAUUUGGAUAUGGCUUAUGCAAUAUAUGUGGAAUAUUAAAUUCCGUUGUUACUUAUCUAAGUAUUCUGCUAGUUAUUUUAAUCAUAAUUGGACAUGCAGUAAAAUGGAGGCAGAUAACAAAGAUAUGGAGUAGCGUUAUUUUGGCGAUGCUAAUUACCUAUCCAGCUUUUGCAUCGGGUUAUCUACUUACUAGUAACACUUGUAUUUCUAUUAUAUCUUUUACUAGAUUAAUCGAGAGUUUCUUAGGCAAGUCUAAAACCGCAAUAUCUUUUUAUAUCAACGGAAAAUGGAAAGAUAAAAAUGAUAAGGAAUCAGAAUUAGAUAGUUUAAAACGACGUGUUACUUAUAUGGAAAAAGGUGUAAAAAAGAAUGAUUUCUGA
Entrophospora candida is the source of this 1752-nucleotide messenger RNA. The record is from the annotation of a GenBank genome assembly. NCBI's taxonomy places the organism in Eukaryota, Fungi, Glomeromycota, Glomeromycetes, Entrophosporales, Entrophosporaceae.